This is a messenger RNA of Pomacea canaliculata, 3976 nucleotides long. RefSeq names its product methionine synthase-like. Gene Ontology annotation, molecular function: zinc ion binding; methionine synthase activity; cobalamin binding. Bases 130 to 3939 code for a protein of 1269 amino acids. The record is from RefSeq and is a predicted model, not a curated record. The transcript has 33 exons. Gene Ontology annotation, biological process: pteridine-containing compound metabolic process. NCBI's taxonomy places the organism in Eukaryota, Metazoa, Mollusca, Gastropoda, Architaenioglossa, Ampullariidae.
CUUGGUGUUUUCAUUUACGGUCGUAUGGCCGCCGAAACACGUGGGAAAGAAGGAGUAUGCGGCAUUAAAGUUAAAAGCUUUUUUCUUUGUCAUUAACUUUGUUUUCCAGUGUGAACAAAUAUUUCAGAAAUGCCUCCAACAAAUGUACCUCCGCAAAGCAGUGGUUUCGAUGGUCAACAGGAUCGUCCGUGCGAUGACACAUUUGCCGCUAUUGAGACCACACUCAGGCAGCGUAUCAUGAUAUUUGAUGGAGGAAUGGGCACAAUGAUCCAAAAAGAAAAACUGGAGGAAGAGGAUUUCAGAGGGAACGAAUUUAUUACAAGUGAACGUUUGCUGAAAGGGAACAAUGAUCUGUUAAGCAUCACCAAACCAGAUCUCAUCUACAAAAUCCACAAGGACUACUUAGAGGCUGGAGCUGACUUUGUGGAAACCAACACCUUUAGUGGAACUUCUAUUGCACAGUCUGAUUAUGGUCUCGAAAGCUUGAUUCACCGACUAAACUAUGAGUCAGCAAAAUUAGCUCGCAGAGCAGCAGAUGAGGUCACAAAGGCAACAGGUGUGAGACGCUAUGCAGCUGGAGCCAUUGGCCCUACAAACAGAACAUUGUCAAUUUCACCAUCAGUGGAGAAACCUGAGUACAGAAAUAUCACCUUUGAGCAGCUUGUGGAUGCAUACACAGAGCAAGCUAAAGCCCUUUUAGAAGGAGGUGUUGAUGUUCUGAUUGUUGAGACGAUCUUUGACACUGCCAAUGCAAAAGCUGCUUUAUUUGGCAUUCAGAACCUGUUCAAAGAGGGUUACAGGAAAUGUCCAGUGUUUGUAUCUGGCACCAUUGUUGACAAGAGUGGGCGAACACUGUCAGGACAGACAUCAGAAGCUUUUCUGAUCAGCGUCUCACAUGCACAACCAAUGUGCGUCGGACUGAACUGUGCACUGGGAGCUUCUGAAAUGAGGCCUUUCAUUGAAACCAUUAGCAGAAACACAACUGCUUAUGUUAUCUGCUAUCCUAAUGCAGGGCUUCCAAACACAUUUGGUGGCUAUGAUGAAACUCCAGAAAUGACUGCUAAGUGUCUGAAGGAAUUUGCACGAGAUGGACUGGUGAACAUUGUGGGAGGAUGUUGUGGCACAACACCAAGUCACAUCAAAGCUAUUGCUGAGACCAUGAGAUCUUUCAAACCCCGACAACCACCCACAGACCUGAGAAGUAAUGUCUUGUGUUUGUCAGGGUUGGAACCUAUGUAUAUCACACCAGAUUCCAUGUUUGUUAACAUUGGUGAGCGCUGCAAUGUAGCAGGCUCCAGAAUGUUCUGUCGUCUGAUCAAGACCGGAAAGUAUGAGGAGGCACUUAAUGUUGCUAAGACACAGGUUGAAAAUGGAGCCCAGAUUCUUGACAUCAAUAUGGAUGAAGGCAUGCUUAAUGGUGUUUCAGCUAUGCGUAUUUUUGUCAACCUUAUCACAUCUGAACCCGAAGUUGCAAAGGUUCCUCUGUGUAUAGAUUCAUCCAACUUUGCAAUAAUAGAGGCAGGCUUAGAAUGCUGUCAGGGAAAAUGUAUCGUAAACAGCAUAAGCCUAAAAGAAGGGGAAGAAGAUUUUCUGCGUAAAGCCGGCAUCAUCCAGCAGCAUGGCGCAGCUGUCGUCAUCAUGGCAUUUGAUGAAGAAGGACAGGCCACAGAUACUGCUCGAAAGGUUGAAAUCUGCACACGUUCUUAUUGGACUCUGGUUGAAAAGUUGAACUUCAACCCCAAUGACAUAAUUUUUGAUCCCAAUAUUCUCACCAUUGCUACGGGUAUGGAGGAGCACAAUAAUUAUGGAGUCUAUUUCAUUGAAGCAACUAGUAUUAUAAAGAAAACACUCCCUUGUGCAAGAGUCAGUGGUGGUGUGUCAAACUUCUCAUUUUCAUUUCGUGGCAAGGAAGCCAUCAGAGAGGCCAUGCAUAGUGUCUUCCUGUACCAUGCCAUCAAGGCUGGAAUGGACAUGGGUAUUGUGAAUGCUGGUGCUCUGCCUGUGUAUGAUGACAUUGACAAAGAGCUUCUGCAGCUUUGUGAAAAUCUCCUGUGGAACAGGGACCCUGAAGGCACAGAGAAACUCCUGACAUAUGCUCAGAACAAGGACACUGGUGUGAAGAAAGCAGAAAGCAUUGAUGAAUGGCGACAUAAUCCUGUUGAACAGCGCCUUGCGUAUGCACUCAUUAAGGGGAUUGACAAAUACGUCGUUGAAGACACAGAAGAAGCCAGAAAAGAUAAACAGGCAUAUCCCCGACCUCUCAAUAUCAUUGAAGGACCAUUGAUGAAAGGAAUGGGAACAGUUGGAGAUCUCUUUGGUGCUGGGAAGAUGUUCUUGCCACAAGUAAUUAAGUCAGCAAGAGUUAUGAAGAAAGCUGUUGGUCAUCUUAUUCCAUUUAUGGAGAAAGAGAAAGAAGAAGAACUUGCUCUUCAAGGGAAGAUCAGUACUGAGAGGUCAUAUGUGGGCACAGUGGUGCUAGCGACUGUGAAGGGUGAUGUCCAUGACAUUGGGAAAAACAUUGUGGCUGUUGUGCUUGGCUGUAAUAACUACAAAGUUAUAGAUCUUGGUGUGAUGACACCUUGUGAGAAGAUUCUUGAAGCUGCAGUCCAAGAAAAGGCAGAUAUUGUUGGACUGUCGGGUCUAAUCACUCCUUCACUUGAUGAGAUGAUUUAUGUUGCAAAAGAGAUGGAAAGGGUAGGACUUCAAGUUCCCCUUCUCAUUGGCGGAGCCACAACAUCAAGGGCACACACUGCAGUGAAGAUUGCUCCUCAAAGACAGAACCCAGUUGUUCAUGUUCUGGAUGCUUCAAAAUCUGUUGUGGUGUGCUCAUCACUGAUGGAUCCAAAUCAACGGGAGGAAUUUUGGGAGGAAAUCAAUGAAGAGUAUGAUGAGAUUCGUGAUGAAUUCUAUGAGACACUGAAAGAUCGGAAGUACUUGAGCUUAGACAAAGCAAGGAGUAAAAAGCUAAUGAUUGACUGGAUGUUGGAGCCAGCACCAGUAUGGCCAUCUUUCCUUGGAAUACACAAGUUUGUGGAUUUUGACCUACAGCUGUUAGUACCUUACAUAGACUGGCGACCUUUCUUCCAAGUGUGGCAACUACGUGGUCGCUACCCAAACAGAAAUUUUCCCAAAAUUUUUGAUGAUAAAGAUGUGGGAGAAGAAGCAAAGAGAGUAUAUGAUGAUGCCCAGUGCAUGCUGAAAGCUAUCAUUGAAAAUCAUUCUCUGAAAGCAAGUGCAGUUAUCGCCUUCUACAGAGCAAACAGUGUGGGUGAUGACAUUGAAGUUUAUGAUGAGAAUGGGAAGGUCAUUGAAGUUCUUCACGGCUUGCGGCAGCAGGCAGAGAAAGAUGGGGCAGACACAAGUCCUUACUACUGUCUAUCAGACUUCAUUGCCCCAAAGGAAAGUGGUAUCACCGACUUCAUUGGUUUGUUUGCAACUACAUCUGGGAUUGGAACAGAGCUACUAUGUAAAAGAUAUGAGGAGCAGAUGGAUGAUUAUAGUAGCAUUAUGGUGAAAGCACUGGCAGACAGACUUGCAGAAGCAUUUGCAGAGUACAUGCACGAGAUGGUUCGCAAAGAAUACUGGGGUUACAGUAGUGGAGAACACUUGGAUGCAAAUGAACUUCAUAAAGUAAAAUACCAGGGUAUCAGGCCAGCCCCUGGGUAUCCUAGUCAGCCUGAUCACACAGAAAAGAAGAUUAUGUGGCAACUGUUGCAAGCAGAUGAUGUGGGAAUAGUCCUGACAGAGUCCCUGGCAAUGGACCCAGCCUCUUCUGUUUGUGGACUUUACUUUGCAUCGCCACAUUCUGUGUACUUUGCUACAGGCAAGAUGACAAAAGAACAAAUGGUGGAUUAUGCAGCCAGGAAAGGAAUGGAAGUAUCUGAAGUUGAGCGGUGGUGUGGGUCAGUGCUGGCUUAUGAACAGGGUGCAAACGCUUAAACCAUGCCUGGCUUGGCAUACAUUGGGAGGUGGUAGU